UAUCCCGCAGGGCAGGGAUUUUGUUCUGCUCUGGGAUUGAUUGGUUUGGGCUGCUUCUACAGUAAGGCGCUUGCCGGCUAUUAGUGACACUAGUUAGGAUUGGAGGCUCUUUUCCUUGGAAGGGAUGGGGGUGCCAGCUCCCCGUAGCUCUGGCUCCCUGCACCUGACAUGGGGCUUUGCUGCUGCAGAGACAGAAAGAACCUGAGCUCAGGUGACAAAGUGACAGUAAAUCAUGAAACCUUUCUUCUUAUGGCCAAUUCACAUCAUGAGAUGGAGGAUUGGGUGAGGGCCAUACACAAGGUCAUUUGGGCUCCAUUUGGUGGAGCAGUCUUUGGACAGAGGCUAGAGGACGCAGUCAGCCUGGAGACCAGACAUGCUCCCCUGGUGGUGGAACAGUGUGUAGAUUUUAUACGUGAGAAUGGGUUGCAAGAGGAGGGCCUAUUCAGAUUGCCAGGACAGGCCACACUUGUAAAAGAGCUUCAAGACACCUUUGACUCUGGAGGCAAACCAACAUUUGAUAAGAGUACAGAUGUACAUACAGUGGCAUCUCUCCUCAAACUCUACUUGCGGGAACUACCAGAACCUGUAAUACCAUUUAGUAGAUACCAAGACUUCUUGAGAUGUGCACACAUUUUGUCAGGGGACCAAGGAGAGGGCACUCAGGAACUGAGCAUUUUGAUUAAAAGCCUGCCUCCUGUCAACUAUAACCUUUUGAAGUACAUCUGCAGUUUCCUGGAUGAAGUGCAGUCUUACUCAGACACUAAUAAGAUGAACGUGCAGAAUCUAGCCACUGUUUUUGCUCCUAAUAUCUUAAGGCCCAAACAACAGGACCCAGUAGCUCUCAUUGAAGGGGCUUCUUUAAUUCAACAUCUUCUGACUAUUCUGAUUCACGAGAACCAUUGGAUUUUUCAAGCAGUUUCAGCUGACUCUCCUGUCGGUGUGUCUGUACAACAGAUUGACAAUACACAAAGUAUUCAAGAUGUUGAUACAGCAAAGUCCUUGGAGCCAACUCUUCAUGGGAACCAUGAACAAACUUGGGCAAAAAGUCAGAUAUUUGCUAACUGGAAGGCAUCAUUCAUGUUAUCCAGUAGUAAACCGGUUUUCCCAAGUUGUGAUCCUUCCAACCUACCACCAAGUGUAUCCUGGUUGCAAGAUGGUUUUUCUUCCCUUCGCAGUCACAAAGAAAAGGAUUCUGUCAAAGCACAACGAUUGUCAUCAUAUGAUAAUGUCCCAUCAUGCCUACCAUCCCUGCCUAGCAGUAACUGGUCCUCAUUCAGCAAUGUCUCCUUGAAUGAAUCUUUGUGCAGCUGCCCAGCUUGUGGUGGGAGCCAGGUGUCUCAAGGUUCGGAAUCUGGAUGGCACUUGUCCCUGUCAGAAAGUGAAAGAGGUAUCUUACCACUGCCCAGCAGUAUAGAGAGACUUGAGCUGUGUGUGAGCAGCAGUGGCAACAGUGAUACAUUGACCUCGGAUUCUGGUGAGGUCUGGAAUACAUAUCAAAAGAUAGUGUCAGAGCUGAAAGAACAACUAGCCAAGCAGCAGGUAGAGUAUGAGAACAAAAUUGAAAGUUUGGAAAAAUCAAGAGCUGAAGUCCUUGUCCAUGUCAGAAGCCUUCAAAAUACACUGGAUCAGGAGAAGAAUCGCUGCACUUUGCUUGAAAUCAAGCUGAGAAACUCAGAGAGGGGGCGCAAGGAUGCAGAAUUCAGGAACACUGUCCUGCAGAAGGAGAUGGAGGAAUUCUUUCAGUCUUUGGGAAACCUAUCUCAGCCUAGGACCUCAAAUAAUCCAAAUAAAGAUUACAUAUAAAAGGCAUAUACAAAUGAGAUCUUUGUCAAGAAUAUGCCAGAACUCCACAUGAGUUAAGCCUAAAAAUGUGCCUAUUAAAACCAGUUUCUGAUACUUCCGA
Molecule: messenger RNA, 1903 nt
Organism: Xenopus tropicalis (tropical clawed frog)
Lineage: Eukaryota; Metazoa; Chordata; Amphibia; Anura; Pipidae
Gene: arhgap22
Product: Rho GTPase activating protein 22
Exons: 9
Coding region: 169-1803 (544 amino acids)
Biological process (GO): regulation of small GTPase mediated signal transduction; signal transduction
Molecular function (GO): GTPase activator activity
Source: RefSeq, a predicted model, not a curated record